Corticium candelabrum is the source of this 2283-nucleotide messenger RNA. RefSeq names its product nuclear protein MDM1-like. Gene Ontology annotation, biological process: negative regulation of centriole replication. Bases 96 to 2105 code for a protein of 669 amino acids. Gene Ontology annotation, molecular function: microtubule binding. NCBI's taxonomy places the organism in Eukaryota, Metazoa, Porifera, Homoscleromorpha, Homosclerophorida, Plakinidae. The record is from RefSeq and is a predicted model, not a curated record. The transcript is spliced from 7 exons.
UGUACGUAAGCGUAGCAACGGAUCAUACAAUAUCCCGGAUUACACCACACAGUUUGAACAAAGCAAAAUAUCAUCCAGACUCCACCGACGCGCCAAUGCCACUCAGACUCAAGCAUGAGAAUGAUCGCAGUCGUGAGCAUGAGGAGCAGCUGGUCACAAAGUCUGAUGAUGCGAGGGUCGUGCGCGUGCGAGAGCCUGAUUUUACAAGAAAACGGCGCGUCAGACAGCGUACGAGGAGCGAUGGAGGCGAUAAGGAGACUGGAGUGAGGAGAGGAGAGGAGGAGGCGAGACGAGCGAAUGAAGAGAGAAGGGGAAGGUCACGUGAUGCGAGGCGGCCUGUGCAGCCCACAUGGCCCGCAUCCGAGUAUCAACUGCAGUACCACUGGAAAGAGCCAGCACCAACAGAGUCGCCGUUGCUCGUUGCCGACCACAUGCUCUUUGGUAAGACAAGGAACAUUAGCGGAGCAACUCAAACGGAUAUCAUUCCCAGACAGUCUGAAUACAAAUCACAAUUUAUAGACCAUCAGUCACAGCCACCCAGCAGACUUCCAAGUCGGCCACCUGCAGUUAAUGCAGCUGAUGGACCAACUGUUACCACGCCAACACAUGCUAAGCAGACUGAAGAUCUGAGUCCUUGUGAUGAGGAUCAAGAGAGACGGGAAGUUGGGAGAGAGCAACGACAUUCGCAGCCACAGUUGGGAAGGGAAGUGGUUCAAGUGGGAAGGGAACCCGGGCAGGAGGUAUUGGUGAGACAAGAGAUGAGGAAUGUGAAACAGAAACGAGAGCAUGAGAUGCCUCAUUCAUUGGAUUUGCACAGGAAAAGGCAGAGGAGAGUAAAAUCAACGUACAAAUCAAGCUACAAAUCUCCCACGAAGUUUCUGUAUUGGAAGGGAGCUUAUGUAUCUCCUAAAAAAAGAGUGCAGGCUCGUGAUGAAGAUUCUCUGGAGUCGUGGUUUGCUCAAGUGCUGGAGCUGCGACAAUUAGCACAACGGUAUCAACAGCGCUCAAGGGGAACACAUUUCUCUCACAACUAUUUCAUGAAAAUGGAGAGCAACGAAGACGUUGCAACGUCGGACAGUAAGUCGGAUGACUCGUCUAUCAGUCUGCCUCCCAGGCAUCCACAGAGUGUCAACGCACAAAGAGUCCCGAAUGUUGCACUCGAACGGCCACCUGAACGUCAAGGUCCUCGUAAGGCAUCAUCUCGUUAUGCUGUGGAUGGUGAUGUACAGGAAGCAUCAAAUGCACAGAAGACAUCUGAUGCUGACAGGCAGCUGUUUGUUCGUCGCCCACCACCAAUACCUUACGACCAGAAUGGCACUGAUGACAGUGACAUAGAAAUAGAAGACAUGGAGAGCAAUGGAGACAAGGAACAAGACGUACAAAGAAAAACGUAUCACAAAGAUACACCUGCACUGCGUGUUACUCAACUGCAGCGAAGACCAGUGACGUCUCAUCAGUCACCAGACUCUCAAACUCGGCAAAUGAGGCGAACCAGACUUGUAGGAGGCUCUGCCACUCAUAGCAACAAUCAACCUGUCCACCCUCGUCAUCGUCAAACAAGGAUGCAACAUGUUCCUCAGAUUUCAUCCAAUGACGUCGUGCGUACACAACUGGAAAUGCCACAAUCACGUGACCCACUGAUUGGUCAAAGUUCUGUCAACAUGGGGCCAAGACACAGUUUUCAGUCUCACACAGUGCCGAUUGUGAAAAAGCAUGCUGCUCGUGACAUCGAAGCGGCACAAGGUAUGAUGCCUCCGUCCCCAGAGAAAGACCCGCUCAUCGGACACAUGGGAGGCUUUGGUCCUCGCCACAUGUUUCAGUCACAGCACAUUCCCAUUGUAAAACCGGGAGAAGAAUGGGGUGACUUAGACAGGACACCUCCAGACUUCAAGACUCGACGAGUGCCCAACACUCGGGAAAAUAGACAGAAAUUGAAGGGCAGCACACACGCACCUCACGACAAACCACGUUGUACAUGUGGAGCUGAAGAAAUCAAUCAAGAUAUUGAUGACAUUUCGGACACAUCUUCUGUUCUGUCAGAGUCUCAGAGUGUUGCCUCUGAGACGUUAGAGAGAGCCAGGAAACGGCAGAACUACUGGGCAUGAUUGUACACGUUCUGUCAUUUGGGUAUAUUAGGCCUACUGAUCAGUAAUCUGGCUCAUUGCAUGCAUUUUUUGAUUGUUGCGUCUGUAUAGCGUUUGUCAAUUUAUGUGAACAUUUACGCACUGUGCCAUGUGAUGAUGUCUUAAAAUAUUUUGAAUAUUUGUAUAAAUCAUUUGCCAC